AUGGCAACUCCCCCGCUACCUCCCGCCAGCCAAAAGGGCGGCUCUAGCUCCGCCGCAGCGCAGUGGUCCCACGUGGGCCACCACCGUACAAGCAUUUCCCCUGAAGCUACCUUCGAUGAACAGAAUUCGCAGAUCAAACAGGAGCUGCUGGCGCUCAUUACGCAGUACCUGCAGCAGGAAGGAUUCACAAUGUCAAGCGCUACGAUCCAAGACGAAGCCAAUGUCAAGCGUCACAUCAGGCUGCAAGAACGAGAUGCACUGCGACGCUUGGGUGCCGCUAUUAUGGAAGGGGAUUGGGAUCUUGUGGCCAAACUGCUGGGCAAGCACCUGAAGAAAUUUCAUGCGGCUCAUCAGGGUUUCCUUUACGCUGUCUGCAAGCAGGAAUAUCUCGAACUUAUUGAUCGGCAGGAGUACCAAAAGGCGUUUACCUUUCUCAACACACACCUUAAGCCGCUUGAGAAGGUGGCGGUCGCGACGAGUUCCAGUCGCCACGAAUUUAAGGAACUCUGUUACUUGCUCACGUGCAAAGCUGUAGGUGAGUCCAAUGCUUUUCGGGACUGGGAAGGUGUCGUGGGAUCAAGAGAGAAGUUGGUAGAACAGCUCAAAGCCACUUUCGCCCUAGAAGAGGUUAUUUCACCUCAACAGGAUAGAGAUGUGGCCUUGAUUACGCCACCCGUUGUGAUGCCGGACAACCGUCUGGUGCAGCUACUACACCAAAGUGUAGCGUAUCAGAUGGAGUUCAGUCGAUACCAUCCAAAAACCAUUCCAAAGGUAUCUACGCUAUUGCGGGAUUUCGAGUGUGAAGUGCUUCCAAAUGCAGUGAAAACCACCUACGUCGGUCACUCGCAAAAUGUUAAAUUUGUCACAUUUGUGGGAACUGAUGGUGAGUUGCUGGCUUCGGGCUCCAGUGAUGCCUCAAUUAAGCUUUGGACCACGGAACUGUCGAGUGCGCAGCUGGAAGGCGGCGAGGAAGAAGCAGAUGAGACCAUGGGCACGAUCUGUAGACAUUGGACUCGAAACCUGCUCGGCCAUUCGUCCAGAAUCUGGUAUCUUGCCACUUGUACAUCAGGAGAACGUCUCUAUUCUGGAUCGGGCGAUGGUACUGUCAAGGUUUGGGACUUGCGUGCGGCGCUCGCCGAGCGCGCUGCUGCUCAAAGUAGCUUAAGCGAUCAUUCUAAUGACAAGCGUGGAUCUAAUGUUAUGCAACCUGCACCCGAAGCUUUUGCCGCUGCGUCAUCAGGUGGCUCAUCUGCUGUUGCAGCUAACCCCUCGCUACCCCACAAUUACUCAGUGACAUCAGCCGAAUGUCUGACAACGCUCGCGAGUCCAAAUGGUGGUGACGUGUACACCGUGAACUUGCACCCCAGUGAGACGCACUUGGUGACUGGAGGAUACGAUCAAAGUGUGCGAUUGUGGGACAUUGCCACCGGUGUUGUGGUAAAAACGUUUCGCGGGCACUUUGCGUCAGUGUGCGAUGUGCAAUUUAACAGACAUGCCAAUUUUGUCGUAAGCGCGUCUAAAGAUGGCACGAUCCGAUUGUGGGAUAUCCUUAGUGGGCUCUGUGUCCACACUUUGCGUCAAACUCUGGGUGAGGUAACAUCUAUCUCAAUGGCCUCGAAUGGAUAUACACUACUAAGUGGCUCACGAAACAACAGCAAUCGAUUGUGGGACCUACGUAUGCUGCACACUCCACGUGCCCAUCUGACAACAGGGAUUAGUAGUGGGGCAUCCGGCGUUGUGUCAAGUGGAUCACAUACGGGCUGCUCACUAGGGGGUAACGGGGUCAAUGGCUAUGGAUUUAGCCACUCACUAGGCAACGGUACUGGAAUCCUGGGGGUUGCUGCAUACGGCAGCAGUGGCAACCUGAGUGCAAGUGGAAGUAUCAGCAGUGGAAGUAGUGUUUUUUCGGGAAGCCGCCACGUAGAGCAACGUCCGCUUCAGCGCUUCAAGGGCCACCAAAAUACUGCAAAAAACAUCGUACGUGCAUCGUUCGGUCCACGUGAAAGCUUUGUGUUAGGUGGAUCCGAGGACGGCUACGUAUACAUCUGGGAGGUGGCUACGGGCAAGUUGCUUGAGCGGCUCACUGGUCACGGUGGCGUGACCUACAAUGCCCAUUGGCACGAGAAGCAGGCACUGCUUGCUUCAAGCUCGCAUGACGGCACAAUAAAGACAUGGUGGUGGAAAGACAAAAGUAGCCAGGCGUAA
This is a messenger RNA of Peronospora matthiolae, 2205 nucleotides long. The record is from the annotation of a GenBank genome assembly. Lineage: Eukaryota; Oomycota; Peronosporomycetes; Peronosporales; Peronosporaceae.